Messenger RNA from Lolium rigidum, 2229 nucleotides. RefSeq lists its product as uncharacterized. Gene Ontology annotation, biological process: protein phosphorylation. The record is from RefSeq and is a predicted model, not a curated record. Bases 54 to 2012 code for a protein of 652 amino acids. The transcript is spliced from 14 exons. NCBI's taxonomy places the organism in Eukaryota, Viridiplantae, Streptophyta, Magnoliopsida, Poales, Poaceae. Gene Ontology annotation, molecular function: protein kinase activity; ATP binding.
UAUCUACUCUGUAGAUACUGUUUGCAUUCCUUGUGGGUGCGGUAAAGGUGCAAAUGUUCAAAAGAGCCAACCUCACCGCAGAUGCUACCCACAGCAGUAGUGUCAGCAACAAUGGUUUCAAUCCUUCCCAACAAUACAUGGUUGGACAGCUUCUCAAGGAUACAUUUAUUGGCCUUGGGCCUACUUUUGUGAAAGUCGGACAAUCCCUCUCAACAAGACCUGACAUUAUAGGCUCGGAGAUUUCUGAGGUACUUUCUGAGUUGCACGAAAGAGUUCCUUCUUUCCCAAGGGAGGAUGCAAUGGAGAUCAUUGAGGGGGAAUUUCAGCGCCCUGUUUCGCAAGUUUUCAGUUACAUUUCGGAUGAACCUGUUGCUGCAGCUUCCUUUGGACAAGUUUACCAGGGACGAACGAUUGAUGGUGCUCUCGUGGCCAUAAAGGUCCAGCGGCCGAACCUUCUUCCUUCUGUAUUGAGGGACAUCUACAUUCUACGGCUUGGGCUUUCUCUUGUGAGGAAAGUUGCAAAGCGAAGAAGUAACAUUUCCCUAUAUGCUGAUGAGUUGGGUAGAGGUUUUGUUGACGAGCUGGACUACAAUAUUGAAGCUGCUAAUGCUACUAAAUUCCUGGAAACUCACUCUAGAUAUUCAUUUAUGGUGGUUCCAAAGAUUUUCAAACAACUUACUAGGAAGAGGGUUUUGACUAUGGAGUGGGUGGCUGGUGAAAAUCCUAGGGAUUUGCUUUCUUUGUCUAAAGGAAUUUCUGAUAACACUACUGAAUUGUCAGAGAAGCAGAAGUUGGAAGCGAAAGGCCGCCUUCUUGACCUGGUCAAUAAAGGUGUUGAUGCAUCACUAGUGCAGCUCCUUGACACAGGCUUGUUGCAUGCUGAUCCUCAUCCUGGGAAUUUGCGUUAUACACCUGAUGGUCGUGUUGGGUUUCUUGAUUUUGGUUUGCUUUGCGAGAUGGAGAGGACACAUAAGCAUGCUAUGCUUUCGAGCAUUGUGCACAUAGUAAAUGGAGAUUGGGCUUCUCUUGUUUACGAUUUGACUGAAAUGGAUGUUGUUCCACCAAGAACUAAUCUACGCCGAGUGACAAUGGACUUAGAGGAUGCACUGGGUGAGGUAACCUUUGAAGAUGGAAUUCCAGACAUCAAGUUUAGUAGGGUGCUUGGAAGAAUUUGGUCUAUAGCACUUAAAUAUCACUUCCGUAUGCCACCAUACUACACACUUGUCCUGCGGUCACUUGCCUCUUUGGAAGGACUGGCCAUGGCGGGAGAUGGAACUUUUAAAACAUUUCAGGCAGCAUACCCGUAUGUUGUUAAAAAGCUUUUGUCUGAUAAUUCACUCGAGACAAGGAAGGUCUUGUAUCAGGUGAUUUUCAACAGGAGGAAGGAGUUCCAGUGGCAGAAGAUAGCAGUGUUUCUAAAGCUAGCAUCGACGAGGGGCAACUUCAGGCAAAAUACUGCGGUUUUGCCUGAGAGGAAGGGCAUGGAUGUCUCGAACCUUGCAGAGAUCAGUGAUGUGUCUUCCCUCGACGGCGCUACACCAGAAAAGGCGUUGCAUACUGCACACCUUUGUCUGAAGCUUUUGUUAUCAAGAGAUAGCAUCGUGAUAAGGAGACUAAUAAUGACAGCGAACACGAAGUCCCUUGCCCGGGACCUGAUCUCCAAAGACGCGGCGAUCUUCCGGGUCCUCCUCAGUCGGGUUCUUGCCGAUGUCGUAUGCCAGUGGAUGGUGAAGGUCACUGGGCUGAAACGAGCCAAGAGGUCGACCUCAACCGCGGUGUCGUCGUUGCAGGAGGCCAUGGGAGACCGAAGGCUCAAGGUUAUAUUCUCAAAGUUUCUCAGGGAGCUAAGGCAGGAGCCUGCCCUGAUGGUCAGGGUGGGCUGGAGCGCGCUUGUUGUCUCGGCCAUAUCCACCGCCAUUGGCGCGCACCGGUUCGUCGUCCUCUUGUCGGAAGAAUACUUGCCGAUGCUGUGGACGUCUGCGCCUCUCCCGCCACGGCUAGUUCGGAUUUAGAGUUUGUAAGAGAUCGAGGAUGUGAGCAGCCAUCAGGCUGGGUAAUAUACUUGUGUCACGGUGCACGCCUGUGUAUUAAGUGAAGAAGUGUAUAUAGAUGUUCAACCAUCUUUGUGUAGCCAGUUUCUCUAUGACUGUUUAGGUGAAACAGUAGGUGAGUGACCUUUUUGUAUGAUUCAUUUCCCCAACAUUUUUAUGUAGAAAAGGGGAGGAAACA